AUGUCAGCAAGCCAGAACGAAAGUGACUGGAAGACAUCAUGGGCAUCCGCCCUCGUUGCCGAACCUUACUCGCCAGAAAAUGUCGAACAGCGUCUUCAAGACCUAUUGGAUGGCAAGACAGUUCUUGGGGUGACUGGAUCCGACAAAAAGAAUGCGAAAAAUGUAUUGGAGGGAUUUGUCCAGGGAGCCGACUGGACAUUCAAACCCUCUGCGUUCGACGACGUCUGGCACGCCGUGUUUAAGAUUGCCAAGAGACUAGGGUGCACAGAGCGCAUCCGUGAGGCGACAUAUUUCUGGACAGAGGCCUUCCUAUUAGACGAAGCGUGGGACGUGGAUCCACCAGAGGAAGCGGACAAGGAUCAUCCGAUCUAUGGUGGGGAAUACGACAAUAGCUGGAUUUCGGCGUCUCUCGGCGACGCGCGCCUAUUUUCGCUUGGCUAUGGCUACUCGGCCUUUGCCCACAAUGCAUUUUUAGAUGGGCUUGGACUCGGAGGCGAGAAGAGUAACUCGGAUAGUAUGCGCAUUGCCUCGUGCGCGCAGCUUUUAGCUGCUGGUCAGCGAUUGAAGUUGCAUUUUCAUGGAGGAGGCGAUAGCCAUGAUACUCCAGGUUUUGCAGGCCGAUAUCUGAAGGCCAGACCGCCAAAGGAACAGGAGACUGCGAAGAAAGAAGGAGAAGCUUUCUGGAGAGAAGUUCUGAAGGCGCUUGAGGAUCAGCAAAGUCAAGCUCGCCCUAGGGCAGCGGCACUUUUGAAGUUAACGCUGGAUCACAUAAAGUCAGACUCGCCGGAUAAGUCAAGCGCUGAGGUUGCCAAGAUCGUAUGGACCUCUGAGCAGUCGUAG
Messenger RNA from Psilocybe cubensis, 840 nucleotides. RefSeq lists its product as uncharacterized. The coding region runs from base 1 to 840 and encodes 279 amino acids. The record is from RefSeq and is a predicted model, not a curated record. The transcript is spliced from 2 exons. Lineage: Eukaryota; Fungi; Basidiomycota; Agaricomycetes; Agaricales; Agrocybaceae.